GCCAGUGUAUCUAUCGUUGUGGGAGAGAGCGCACUCUGAGUCGCUGUGCUCAUGGCAGGUCGAAGAUGGAACAAGUUGGCAACCUUCAGAGGACUAUGUCACAGCAUGAAGAAGAAGCUGUGCUGCUGUGCCUGGCCAGGAUAUCAGUUGCUGUUUUCCCCUGUCCUCAGUUGGUGCCACCAGACGAGGACUGGGAGGACGAGGACCGCCUGACAGAAGAUGAAAGAAGGUCGUGUGUGUCAGAGAGGACCCUGUUCCUGGUGUCUCAACACGUGGGCAUGGGUUUCCAGAUGCUGGGUCUGAGACUGGGGCUUCCGUACGUCAGUGUGGAGAGGUGCACGCUGUCACAGUCUUCGCCUCAGAUGCAGAUAUUCGCCAUGCUGAACACGUGGAGACAGCGGAAGGGAAGACGGGCAACUGUUGAAGUCCUGUUUCAAGCCCUGUCGGACAGCAUGUCGGUCUGCACGGUGGACAUGCCUCAUGUCUACAGGGUGAUCCGUGAAAUGUAACAUUGUGUGUCACCAUAUACAUCCACGUACAGCAAGCAGCUCUCUGGGACUCGUGACAUACUUAAAUAUAUUUCAAGUUCACUUCAGUUUUGCGAGAUGUUGUUGAGAAGUAUCAGUAAUAUUUCAGUAAUGUCGAUGUGUCCCUCCCAUGAUGUCUUGGACUCCGUGUAAACGUGGGAUAUUUUAUGAAGGUGUUGACCUAAUAAAGUCUUACAAUGUUC
Haliotis rubra (blacklip abalone) is the source of this 730-nucleotide messenger RNA. RefSeq lists its product as uncharacterized. NCBI's taxonomy places the organism in Eukaryota, Metazoa, Mollusca, Gastropoda, Lepetellida, Haliotidae. Gene Ontology annotation, molecular function: protein binding. The record is from RefSeq and is a predicted model, not a curated record. The coding region runs from base 66 to 509 and encodes 147 amino acids. Gene Ontology annotation, biological process: signal transduction. The transcript has 2 exons.